CAGCACCAGCAUCCCCGCUCCGCUGAAAUAGCCACCGGAGAAGGAGGGGAAGGAGAGGGGGGGAGAAGAGGACACAGGGAAGAAAGAGAGAGGUAAAAGCGGAGCCUCGUAGCCCACCGCACCGCGUCAGCAUCAGGCUAGAAAAGUGGGGGGAGACCCACCCCCUUUGGAGAGGAUUCGGAGACAAAGGAAGCUUCAUGUUCAAAGGACCAGUGGAGAGCAAAAACGAAGCAGCCAUGUCUGAGCUGGUCCCAGAGCCACGACAGAAACCAGUCGUGCCGAUGAAACCCAUGGGCAUCAAUGCCAACUUGCUGGGCUACAUAGGUAUUGACUCCAUCAUCGAGCAGAUGCGCAAGAAAACCAUGAAGACGGGUUUCGACUUCAACAUCAUGGUUGUAGGUCAGAGCGGACUGGGGAAGUCGACGCUGGUGAACACCCUCUUCAAAUCCCAGGUGAGCCGCAAAUCUUCGGGCUGGAACCGUGAGGAGAAGAUCCCUAAGACGGUGGAGAUCAAAGCCAUUGGGCACGUCAUUGAAGAAGGUGGUGUCAAAAUGAAGCUGACAGUGAUUGACACGCCAGGAUUUGGGGACCAGAUCAACAAUGAGAACUGCUGGGAGCCUAUUGAGAAAUACAUCAACGAGCAAUAUGAAAAAUUUUUGAAAGAGGAGGUGAAUAUUGCAAGGAAGAAACGAAUUCCAGACACGCGAGUGCACUGCUGCCUCUACUUCAUCUCCCCCACGGGUCACUCCCUGCGGCCUUUGGACCUGGAGUUCAUGAAACAUCUCAGCAAGGUAGUGAACAUCAUCCCGGUUAUUGCCAAGGCUGACACCAUGACCUUGGAGGAGAAGAUCGAAUUCAAACAAAGAGUGCGCAAAGAGCUAGAAGUAAAUGGAAUUGAGUUUUACCCCCAAAAAGAAUUCGAUGAGGACUUGGAGGAUAAAACAGAAAACGACAAAAUCAGGCAGGAAAGCAUGCCCUUCGCAGUGGUGGGCAGCGACAAGGAGUACCAAGUGAAUGGCAAAAGAGUCCUGGGCAGGAAAACACCUUGGGGCAUCAUUGAAGUGGAAAACCUCACUCACUGUGAAUUUGCCCUACUUCGAGAUUUUGUCAUCAGGACCCACCUUCAGGACCUAAAAGAAGUGACCCACAACAUCCACUACGAGACUUACAGGGCCAAGCGGCUGAAUGACAACGGGGGGCUGCCCCCCAUGACUGUCGAGACAGAGGAAAACCACGAAAGUAACCUGUGAAUGACACCCCACCCCCCUCCACCUCCCCCCUGCUGUCACCCGGUGUCUCUGGAUGUGACAACCCACCCCUGCUACCCUUGACUCCGCCACGGGCCUGUCUGCGAAGCAUGUGGCGCGUCCUCCAUGUGCGUGAGAGGAUGCGAGCAGGAGCGUGUGCGUGUGUGCGUGUGCCUACCUACGUGCCGGAGUGGGACCAAAGGCGUCUCCCCCGUCCUUCCCAGCGUCUCCUCAUCCUCGGUUUGUUUUUUUGCACAGCAGACUGUCCGUCAUCUUCCUCUCUCUCGUUUCUGUGUCUCAGCUGUGUGUCUUGCCUGAAGGAAAUAGGGGUGGGGGGGAAGGAUUUCUAGGGGCAGGCAGGCUUUGGAGGUGAGCGGUGUGGGGCAAGCUGUGGUUCUGUUUUUAUCACUUGGAGACAUGGCAAGGAGAGACU
Opisthocomus hoazin is the source of this 1680-nucleotide messenger RNA. It is a transcript of the gene SEPTIN3, whose product is annotated as septin 3. Gene Ontology annotation, molecular function: GTP binding. NCBI's taxonomy places the organism in Eukaryota, Metazoa, Chordata, Aves, Opisthocomiformes, Opisthocomidae. The record is from RefSeq and is a predicted model, not a curated record.